Salvelinus sp. IW2-2015 is the source of this 2079-nucleotide messenger RNA. The record is from RefSeq and is a predicted model, not a curated record. Lineage: Eukaryota; Metazoa; Chordata; Actinopteri; Salmoniformes; Salmonidae.
GGAAGUAGACAGUCUGACAGACAGAGUCGAUGUUGUGUUUUAGCGGAGAGUAAUAAACAACCAACUAUUAGAUAGAUAACUGCGGCCGUGUACACACUACACGCUGUCAAUGGUCAGGAUGAGUGUGAAGCAGUGUCUGGAGGGUCAGGUGUACUCUGUGCCUCUGAUACAGUCAGACCUGAGGAGGGAGGAGGCUGUUCACCAGAUAGCAGACACCCUGCUCUACCUAGAGACUAUCUCUACUGACAUCUUUACCAGGGUGUCUGAGAGUGUAGAGCGGAACCGCUGUCAGCUGCAGAGUGUGACAGAUCGAAUCAGGCUAGCCCAGGCCCGUGUCAACAAGAUCAAAGGCAGCAAGAAGGCCACCAAGGUGUUCUCCAGUGCUAAGUAUCCAGCUCCAGAGCGUCUCCAGGAUUACUCCUCCAUCUUCAGUGGAGCCACAGACCCCGCCUCCCAAACACGCCCCCGAUACCACAUACAGGCCAAACUACAACCCCUUGAUGACAAGGCCCUGCAGGAGAAGUUGUGUUAUUACCCGGUGUGUGUGAGCAGUAAGAAGCGUUCGGAGGAUGAGACCGAAGAGGGGCUGGGCGGUCUGCCUCGAAACAUAUCCUCUGUCAGCUCCCUGCUGCUCUUCAAUACUACAGAGAACCUGUAUAAGAAGUUUUUCCUGGACCCCCUGGCUGGGGCGGUGACUAAAACACACACCACUCUGGAGACAGAGAAAGGAAGAGAAACCAUUUGACGCUCCCUAUCCAUAACCAAGAGAGAACAGCUGGAGAGACAGACAGCAGAGAGCUACUUCUAUGUUCCAGACCUGGGUCAGGUCCCAGAGAUAGAUGUCCCGUCCUACCUACCAGACCUGCCAGGCAUUGCUGACGACCUGUCCUACAGCCAAGACCUGGGCCCGGCAUCGCCACCCUCUGGACCCACACACACCUUCCCUGAACUACCCUCCUUCUCUGGGGAGGACAUGCCCGUUUCUCAAUUCCAAGUUGCAGUCCCGCCUCUUCCCCCACCUCCUCCUCCCCCACCAGAGCCCACACAUAUCCCCACCCCUCCCCCUGGUCUCCCCCCUCCUCCACCUCCUCCCCCACCUCCACCUGCAAAUAGCCCUGCAGACGCCAGCACAGCUCCUGUAGUGGGCGCUCCCAGCGAGGUGGUUGAAUCAAACAGCCGGGCCAGUCUACUAGAGUCCAUACGCAACGCUGGAGGCAUUGGCAAGGCCAAACUACGCAACAUCAAAGAACGCAAGAUGGAGAAAAAAAAACAGAAGGAGCAGGAACAAGUGGUAGCAGCAGCCAGUGGAGGAGACUUCAUGUCAGAUCUCUUCAAUAAGUUGGCCAUGCGAAGGAAAGGUAUCUCUGGUAAGGGUCCUGUAGGUGGAGACUCAGGGGAGGGCACAGCUGGCUCUGGCAGCGCAUUCGCUAGGAUGUCCGAUGUAAUCCCGCCUCUUCCUGCCCCCCAUCAGCCAACCGCUGAAGACGAGGACGACUGGGAGGCCUAACAACUGACACUAGCCAAUCAGAACCAAUGGAACUGAGCACAUCUAGCUCUAAGCCAAUCAGAGAACAGAAUACUGAGGCGAUUCUGAGGGAUGAAGCUAACGCUUGUUGAGGAGAGGUAAUGCUGUGCUGUCAGUGGGUUGAGUUUCUUCCAGAUGAUAGACAAUGGUGGCAUUCCAGGUCGUAGCAUGACUUCAAUAAAGACCGCAGAUUUUAUGAUUGUUUGACCAUAGUGACGUGGUCCCUACGUUUUGCAAUCAGCCGCACUUUCAGUGUCUGCCAUGUAUUUGACCCAGGUGUGUUAUAUAGUUCAGUGACUCCCUCUGCUGGCUUUCUGUAGUUCUGAUCAACACACAGGAACCAUCACGGACUGAUCUUUACUGAGAAAAUGAAAGGACAAACAACUACAGGAGAAAAGUCAGACCUCAUCUCAGCAUUGUAAAGAUGUUUAAUAAAGUAACAUGUAAAUAUUACAUCAUGUGUCACACCACACUAAAGUAGCAGAACAUUUCAAUCAGAAUGUUAACAAAUUUCAUUCAAUAAAUGGCUUUUUGCAUUUAAAGAAAAACUGUCA